Messenger RNA from Anguilla rostrata (American eel), 2503 nucleotides. RefSeq names its product SH3 domain binding glutamate-rich protein (gene sh3bgr). Lineage: Eukaryota; Metazoa; Chordata; Actinopteri; Anguilliformes; Anguillidae. Bases 310 to 1131 code for a protein of 273 amino acids. The transcript is spliced from 16 exons. Gene Ontology annotation, cellular component: cytoplasm. The record is from RefSeq and is a predicted model, not a curated record.
UCUUCUUUAGCAGCCAGGAGAAGAUUGUGUCUGUUGACCAGUCAUCUCAGUCCAUAUAAGCACUUUACAAGAGCUACAAACUAACUUCGCUUGAUCCGGGACGACGGACAGCAGAAGUUGCCAAUCACCCUUUCCCUGCCGAACUCCCAAAACAAACCCACCAAUCCCGCUUUGAAGUGGAGGUUUCUGGAUGGAAAUAGCCAGCAUGGUGUGGUCGCUGUCCGCUGAGACCCACUCGGUGUUCUCUUCGGGGGAGACAGUCUGUCUUUAAGAACCUCAGUCACAUUCAGAAAAUUUACAAAGUUGAAAAUGGUUAUUAAAGUAUAUUUAGCUUCUUCCUCUGGAUCUACUGCGAUCAAGAAGAAGCAGCAGGAUGUGGUGGGGUUCCUGGAGGCUCUGAAGAUCGAGUACACGCCGCUGGACAUCGCCUGCAGCGAGGAGAACCGCAUGUGGAUGAGGGAGAACGUGCCCGGCGAGAAGAAGCCCACCAACGGCAUUCCGCUCCCGCCGCAGAUCUUCAACGAGGAGGGCUACUGCGGUGACUACGAAACAUUCUUUGAUGCCAAGGAGGACAAUCAGGUCUAUGCCUUCCUGGGUCUACCACCUCCACCUGGGUCAAAGGAGGCCCUGCAGGCCGAACAGGUCCCCCUUCAGAAUGGGACGGAUCCAGACCAGGAGCCGGAGGACACGCCAGAGGAGUGUAACGGGGUGGAGAAUGGCGAGUCUGAGGAGCUAGCUGGAGAGGAAGCCGCGGAGGAAGGAGGGGAGGAGGUGGCGGGAGAGGAGGAGGAAGACGCGGAGUUGGCGGACGGCGCAGAGUUGGAGGAAGACGCAGAGGAAGCCGAAGAGGAGACUAGGAAGGAAGCUGGCGAGGAAGAGGGAGAGGAAGGAGAGGAAGAGGAGGAUGUAGAAGAGCAAGAGGCCCAGGAGGAAGAUGAGCAGCCAGUUUCUGAGGAGGAGGAUCAGGCCGGUUCUGAGGAGGAAGAGGAUUUGAUAAUCUCUGAGGACGAAGAAGAACUGCGAGAGCUUGAGGAGCCAGAGGAGCCGCAGAGUGAGGAAGAAGAGGAGGCCCCAGUAACUGAGGAGGAAGAAGAGGAGGGAGCAGAUGCAGAGGAUGAAGAAGAUGAGUAGUCUACCUGGCAGGAUUUUUGCCUCUUCACACACUUUCAAGCUAGGCGAACCCCCUCCGCCCCCUCCUGCCCCUCCAAUGAAGUGCUUCCGGACCCUUUCCCAAGACCUCGCCCAUGGGCACUGCCCACUAGUAACCAUCCACCAUCUGGCUGAACAGUGUGCCCCCUGCCAAACGCAUCGUCUCUCUGCACCUCUGCCUCCCUGCCACCAGGGGGCUCCCCUCAAUUCAGCAAUUAUCUGACUUUUAUUUUUUACUCUGUAGAGGAGUAGAGGAUGUGUGUUUUUUCGUAACUGUUAAUAUAGAAUCAUAGGGAAGUGUUAACCACUGCUUAAAGUGUCUUUUCUAGAAUUUUUAAAAACAAUUUAAGACCUGAAGUGAAAACAGUUGAACAGAUACAUGCUUGAAUAUACAUACACUUUGAUGUGCAUUUAAUAUGUCUUUCACAAUGUACUGCAAAGAUUUUGUAGAUACUAGCCAUUGCUUUAGAGACACCCAGAGCUUGAUUUAAAAUGACAAAUUUAAUUAACACAAACUAAAUUUGUUCACGUAACGCAACUCACCGGAAACACACUGUUGGAAAGAUGCUUUAAGGAGCCCAUAACAGUUCGAAAACAUGUGAAUGUCAAUGUGCCAGGUUUUGUACUGCGGUUUGAAUUAGAUUGAAAUUGUUUGGUACCUUAUCUCUGAUCCAACCUCAUCCAGCUAGCCUGUUCUUCCAGGCUGGCUGUGAAAUAUAUUGUAUUUUUUUGUGUGUGCUACUGCUCGGCGCGCUUCUGUGAUUGUUACCCUGCACUUUUCCAAAAUGAAAACAUACGACAUCCAAUGUAUGGUCAUCUAAACACAUCAAAGUAUACUGCAUAUAUAAAAAAAAUAUCAAUUAUUGACAGUUUCACAUAUGCUAAUAUUCACAUGUGAAUAGAUUGUAAAAUUAUAUAUAUAAAGAAAAUAUUUAUGCAUUCAAUUGCAUGUCUGAAAACGACAAUAAUGGAUAUGUUUUGCCAUAUAUCAUAUAAUUUUGACAUUUAAGAAAAAACCAUACAUUCUGAAAUAUCACAUACUAUCCUGUAAUAAUCCAAGAACUCUGAUGACUGAAAAAAGAAAAAAUGUGAAAUGCCUAAAAAAAGAUUUUUUUAAUGGGACCUCUCAGGACUGUCUCCAAAAAAAAAAAAAAAAACUUCAUUCUCAUAAAACUGUGCUCUGGCCUAUGUUCAACUCAACUUUGUGCUCUUCUGUAAAGGUUAACUUCCAUUCUAACCGUGCACUUCUAGCACUGUAAAAUGGGUCAGAAUGAGUCUAAAUAACUGCUCGUUUGCAAAAAAAAAAAGAAAAAGAAGUAAAAUCACUAAUAAAGAUUUGAGUGACAUAGGAGGA